Molecule: messenger RNA, 1038 nt
Organism: Caenorhabditis remanei
Lineage: Eukaryota; Metazoa; Nematoda; Chromadorea; Rhabditida; Rhabditidae
Exons: 4
Coding region: 1-1038 (345 amino acids)
Biological process (GO): mitochondrial phosphate ion transmembrane transport
Cellular component (GO): mitochondrial inner membrane
Molecular function (GO): phosphate transmembrane transporter activity
Source: RefSeq, a predicted model, not a curated record
AUGGGACCAUUUCUGGAUCUUAUGAAGAAUGCACUCUUCUCACCCACCUCAUCUUCUGCUGUAUUCCCUCCAAAAGCUUCUCCGUCUCCCAAUUCAUCUGGACUCGUUCCUUUUGGAAGUCCCAAAUUCUACGUGUUCUGUGGAAUGGGUGGUUCGAUUUGUUGCGGAUUCACUCAUCUUAUAAUCACUCCACUGGAUAUUGUCAAGUGUAGAAUGCAAGUCGAUCCGAUCAAGUACACAGGAGUUGUACAAGGAUUUAGAGUUGCCGUGGCAGAGGAUGGUUUCAGAGGACUCGCCAGAGCAUGGGCUCCAACUACAAUUGGAUACUCUGCUCAAGGGUUUGGGAAGUUCGGGUACUAUGAAGUUUUCAAGAAUGUCUAUGGGAGUAUGUUGAGUGAAGAAAAUGCAUAUACGUAUCGUUCCUGGAUAUAUCUAGCUGCUGCCUCAUCAGCUGAAUUCUUUGCCGAUUUCUUCCUUGCUCCCUUCGAAGCUGUGAAAGUCCGAAUGCAAACAUCAUCGACAGCGCCGAAAACAAUGAGAGAAUGUAUGCCGAUGAUUUACAAGAAGGAAGGAAUGUACGGAUUUUUCAAGGGAUUACCUCCGUUGUGGACUCGACAGAUUCCAUAUACAACUGUAAAGUUUGUGUGUUUUGAGAGAAUAAUGGAGUUGAUGUAUAAGCAUGUUGUUCCGAAGCCAAGGGCAGAAUGCACGAAAACUGAACAGUUAUUGGUCACUUUCUCAGCUGGAUAUUUAGCAGGUAUUCUCUGCGCCGUUGCAUCUCAUCCCCCAGAUGUUUUGGUCUCUCAACUCAAUCAAGACCCAAAUGCAACGCUUACAAGUGCUGCGAAGCGAUUAGGCUGGAAAGGAAUGUGGGCGGGACUUGGAGCAAGAAUAAUCAUGAUUGGAACAAUCACAGCAAUGCAAUGGUUUAUAUAUGACGGGUGGAAAGUUUUGAUGGGUAUCCCAAGACCUCCACCAGCUGAAAUGCCAGAAUCCAUUAGGAGGAAAUUGGAGGAGGAGGAUAGAAAGAGACAGUAA